AUGGAGGACGACGAAGGGUACAAAGUACUGAACCUCCGGCCAAAGAGGGGAAACUCAGCCAGUCCGUCUCCAGACGGAGGCCAAGUUUUCCAGGGUCCAGCUCAUGAAGACCGUCUUGGAGCAGCAGGGAACGCAUCCCUGGAGGAGCUGGUGUCUCACUUGAGGCAGCGUCUGUGCGACUCUGCACCCGGCAGCGCUGCAGAUGGUUCCGGGUGCAAAGUCUGCCCCCGGGACUGGCUGCCCCACAGGGACAAAUGCUAUUGGGUCUCUAAAGAGAGUAAGUUCUGGAGCGAGAGCUUUAAAGACUGUGAAACGAGGACGUCUCAGAUGCUGGUGAUCCAGGACAGGGAGGAGAUGGAGUUCAUACAGAACAUUACUCAAGGGAUAAAUCUUGUUUGGAUUGGACUCACCAUUAAAUCGCCAGAGAAGAAAUGGACCUGGGUGGACACUUCCCCAUUAGAUCAAAGUCUGUGA
Messenger RNA from Mauremys mutica (yellowpond turtle), 474 nucleotides. RefSeq names its product killer cell lectin-like receptor subfamily B member 1B allele C. Bases 1 to 474 code for a protein of 157 amino acids. The transcript has 4 exons. Lineage: Eukaryota; Metazoa; Chordata; Testudines; Geoemydidae. The record is from RefSeq and is a predicted model, not a curated record.